AUGCACUUACCCCCAUCGCUUUCCAGCACUGCCCAGCUGACGAAAAGCCUAGCCACGUUGUGAAAACGCCGACGAAACGCGAGAGAAUCGAAGCUAAUCCGCCACUGGAACUGAAAUAAAGCGUAGCUAAAAUGGUGCUGGAUCUGGAUCUGUUUCGCAGCGACAAGGGCGGCAACCCGGACCUCGUGCGCGAAAAUCAAAAGAAGCGCUUCAAGGAUGUGGCGCUGGUGGAGACUGUGAUUGCCAAGGAUACGGAGUGGCGUCAGUGCCGCCACCGUGCCGACAACCUGAACAAGGUGAAGAACGUCUGCAGCAAGGUGAUCGGCGAGAAGAUGAAGAAGAAGGAGCCGGUGGGUGCCAUGAGCGAGGACCUGCCCGCAGACGUGACUAAGGAUCUCACCGAAAUUGUGGCCGAGACACUGCAGCCGUUGACCGUCAACCAGAUCAAGCAGCUGCGCGUGCUCAUCGACGACGCAAUGACAGAGAACCAGAAGUCGCUGGAGCUUGCCGAGCAGACAAGGAACACCUCACUGCGGGAGGUGGGCAACCACCUGCACGAGUCCGUGCCUGUGUCUAACGACGAGGACGAGAACCGCGUGGAGCGCACCUUUGGCGACUGUGAAAAGCGCGGCAAGUACUCGCAUGUGGACCUCAUCGUGAUGAUCGACGGCAUGAAUGCGGAGAAAGGAGCCGUGGUAUCCGGCGGACGUGGUUACUUCCUUACCGGAGCCGCAGUCUUCUUGGAGCAGGCUCUCAUCCAGCACGCCCUGCACCUGCUGUACGCCCGUGACUACGUUCCCCUGUACACGCCCUUCUUCAUGCGGAAGGAGGUAAUGCAGGAGGUGGCCCAGCUGUCACAGUUCGACGAGGAGCUCUACAAGGUGGUGGGCAAGGGCAGCGAGAAGGCCGAGGAGGUGGGCAUCGAUGAGAAGUACCUGAUCGCCACCUCAGAGCAGCCCAUCGCCGCCUAUCAUCGCGAUGAAUGGCUGCCGGAGGCUUCGCUGCCCAUUAAGUAUGCUGGUCUGUCCACCUGCUUCCGCCAGGAAGUUGGCUCGCACGGACGCGACACUCGCGGCAUUUUCCGCGUCCACCAGUUCGAGAAGGUGGAGCAGUUCGUACUGACCUCCCCACACGACAACAAGUCGUGGGAGAUGAUGGACGAGAUGAUCGGGAAUGCGGAGCAGUUCUGCCAGUCGCUGGGCAUUCCAUAUCGCGUUGUUAACAUCGUUUCCGGUGCCCUCAACCAUGCAGCCUCCAAGAAACUGGAUCUCGAGGCCUGGUUCGGCGGCAGCGGCGCUUACAGGGAACUUGUCUCGUGCUCUAACUGCUUGGACUACCAGGCCCGUCGUCUGCUCGUCCGUUUCGGCCAGACCAAGAAGAUGAACGCCGCCGUCGACUAUGUGCACAUGCUGAACGCCACGAUGUGUGCAGCCACUCGCGUCAUCUGCGCCAUCCUGGAGACCCAUCAGACAGAGACGGGCAUCAAGGUGCCGGAGCCAUUGAAGAAGUACAUGCCGGCGAAGUUCCAGGAUGAGAUUCCGUUCGUCAAGCCCGCUCCCAUUGAUCUGGAGUUGGCUGCCGCCGAGAAGCAGAAAGGCAAAAAGGAGAAAACCAAGAAGGACCCGGCCGCCGGUUAAGCCUAAAGUUCACAUCAAUUACUACGAAAUAUACUGCAAAACUAAGCUUGCAAAGUCCACAAAAUUUUUGUUACUUAUCGACUUAUCUAAUAUUUAUGGCAUUUAUAGAAACUAUAACGAUUAAACUGGAUCAAGCUGUGCUUUGAAUGCAA
Molecule: messenger RNA, 1789 nt
Organism: Drosophila simulans
Lineage: Eukaryota; Metazoa; Arthropoda; Insecta; Diptera; Drosophilidae
Gene: SerRS
Product: serine--tRNA ligase, cytoplasmic
Exons: 1
Coding region: 132-1637 (501 amino acids)
Biological process (GO): seryl-tRNA aminoacylation
Cellular component (GO): cytosol
Molecular function (GO): tRNA binding; ATP binding; serine-tRNA ligase activity
Source: RefSeq, a predicted model, not a curated record